Molecule: messenger RNA, 231 nt
Organism: Chondrus crispus (carragheen)
Lineage: Eukaryota; Rhodophyta; Florideophyceae; Gigartinales; Gigartinaceae
Exons: 1
Coding region: 1-231 (76 amino acids)
Source: RefSeq, a predicted model, not a curated record
AUGAGGCGGGCCGCCCUGAGUUUCCAACGAAACAGGUGUCUGCGAUAUUCGUUUCCUAUACACGUUUGUUCGUUGACGACGAUUUGUCGGCAAUCAGCUCAAAGGCAACGUCAAAAUAUUCUUCCAACGAAUCUUAGCGAAGAUUGCAGCAACGACUGGAGUCAGCAAAACAAACAGAACCUCGCCCCUUUCCUCCCAGUCCAUGGCGAACGGUGCUUGCAAACCUGUUAG